AUGUCAUCAAAAACCUCCAGCUCAUCCCAAAAAACAUGGAGUACCGAUUCCUACCCCAGUCUGUACCGAUCCGACAGUACCAAACAACCUUCCAGCAGCAGUUCAUCCCUGAGUAGCGCUUCCACCACCCCACGCUCCACGUCUUCUACGUCAAUAUCAACGCUUCCGAAGGCAACGGGCAGCACCAGUGGCAGUGAUUCAACAAUUCCGCCACGUUUGAUAUGGGACCGAGAAGAGGCCAGCGCCCUCCGACCGUACGACUACCGGAAGUUCGACGAACCCUUCAAACAGCUACCAACCUAUCUCAGUGAACUGGGUGGUUUAGGAAUUCCACCGCGGAAACCAUGCUACCCGGUUAAGGCGGACCCUUUCCAUCGACGCACCGAAGAAGAUUCGAUCUUUCACAAACGGAAUACCGAUACAACUCAGUUUUCGUUGACGGAAAAGCCUGAACUCGGCAUUUGUGUCCGAAAGCCGGAAAAGUCGCUGUUGCAACAAGUGAGAGGGGUUGCUCUGGCUGACAAUGUGAAUUCAGAAGAAGAAGUUGAUGGAAGUAGCGAGAGUGUUGCUUCCGAUUCGACGGACUUGAGCUGGAAGGAUUUCCAGCAGAAGCAACCAGAACGGGAUCAGGUGAUGGAGGAUUGUAGGAGAUGUUUCUUUAGGGCUCAUCGGGAGCUUUUUAAGAUGAGGCAGUACGAUGAAUACGUCGAGGAAAAGAAUCGUGUUCCGGUUGAGGUGCAAUCGUGGGAACUGUCCGACGAAAGUACGGCCAGUGAGGUUUCCGAACAGAUUGUCGAUGAUCUGCCGGAGCUGACGCUUGUUGAGGAGGUUAUUGAUGUUGAGAAGGAGCCUUCGAUCGAUCCAAACGAGUAUCAAACAACAAAGAUCAUACGGGUGGAUGAGAAGCAACGUGUGAUAGAGCAUAAGGAAAGGCAUUUGGAGGCAGUAAAGGAAUUUCUUUGGGAUGGAUACGCAAAGGCCGAUGAAGCUGUGGUGCAAUUGGAGGAGGAGCGGCAGAAGUCUCCGGAACCGGAAGAUCCAGAUGAUAUGGUGAAGAAUGCACCAAUUCAAGAUUAUUUGAAUGUUAAUAAGAUUAAGUUUCGAGAAGAGUUGGCAAACCGUUUGGAAGAAAUCAGGGAAAAGCAGAAACGGGUGCCUAAGGAAUUGCCGAAGACUUCGGUUCAGUUCGAGAAAUACACUGAUGAGCUGAUGAGUGCACGGCGAGAACUUCGAGACGAAGCAAUUUUGGUGCACGAACAUUAUCAGAAGGCCGGCAUUGAUGUUGAUGUUCCGGAGAAAGAUCUACAGCUGAGGAAGUUUCGGGCAGCAGAUUGCCGCAGUUUGGCAUCGGCUUCGGAAGAGAGCCUUGAAGAGGAUUCGGAUGUACCGGAUGAACCCGCAGUGCACACCUGUAUGACUCGAGGAGAGUGGGCUCGCUGGAUCGGAAAGUGUACCAAGAUGGAGAAGCUGAAACUGCCUAAGGUCAAGAUUCCACGAGUUCCACGCGAGCUUCACAAGGAAGAGGAAAGCCCAAUCCGGGUCUACAUUAGGGGAGUUCGGAAGGAAAUUAAAAAAGAACCGGUCAGCAAGCUGUUGGAACCUCCGAAGCCUAAACCUAGACGAUCGACUCGUACUGUCCCAAGAUGGCAUCUGAAGGAUUUUCUCUACGGUGAACCGAAAGAGUAUCAAAUACCGGCAUUCAUUCCCUAUAAACCUCAGAUGGUGCAGUUCUCGGAUUUGGCGGAGGAUAAAUAUCAGAAACAGAGAAAGCAACGUAAAGCAAAGCGAAAUUUGCGGAAAAGUAAAAUGGCUUGGAUCAAUGAUCUAGUGGAUGAAAUCAUUUUCAAGUAUUGA
This is a messenger RNA of Uranotaenia lowii, 1854 nucleotides long. RefSeq lists its product as uncharacterized. The transcript has a single exon. The record is from RefSeq and is a predicted model, not a curated record. NCBI's taxonomy places the organism in Eukaryota, Metazoa, Arthropoda, Insecta, Diptera, Culicidae. Bases 1 to 1854 code for a protein of 617 amino acids.